AACACCAUAUUCAGCUUCAGCCAACUCUAGGUUAUUAGGUUAUGAAUGCUAAAAAUUAUGAGCAGUGCUUUAAUUUACAUAGUUAUAUCCACACAUCAUCCAGAGUGAAUAAAAGCCAGAUUGUAAAAUAAUUACAAUCUCUUGAAGUGGAGCCAGCCUCACAGACCAGAUCCAUCCAUCUUCAUUAAUUUGUAUACAGUUCUUUUACCAGAACAAACUUUCUGAAGGUACUCGCAUGGGAAUGCUGAAACAGCUGCACAACUUUUAUUUUGAAGAAAAAAAGUUGAGCCUCGGAACAGUGUGUUUUAAAGAGCGAGGGAGAGAGUGACUCUGCAUUUAAGACUUUGACCAGCAUGUGUAAGAAGUGCUCGCAUGGCUGGAAUAAUCUAACACAUUUUUACCUGGGUAGCACUUGGCAAAGCUCCCCUUUUUUCCUGAACAGUUGAAAGGAAUCCAGUACAACUCUGUGCUUUGAUCAACUUGUCUCCAGUUCUGCUCAGCCUGCAGGGUUUGCUGGUGCACGGCCGUGCCUGUCUUAUGUGGCCUCUAUGGCCCUUUUCUGCUCAACUGUCAGAAAGAGGGAGGGAGGCUUCCCCCAGCACCAAAAUAUCAUUCUGUGUGCUCUCUGCAGCACAGUAGCAAAGAACAAGUUUCUUGAUUACUCCCUGAUCUUUUUGGAGUUAUUUGCUGGAAGAAGUCUUUUUUCCCUCUUUAAAUGGAUGAUUGUGUUACAAUCAAGAAAAAGCAUCUCCAAAGACCAAUCUUUCGAAUGUGAAGAGCCACUCAUUACUACAUUUAUAUGGAUUACUUUCUUCUGCUCAAGACUGAAUAUAGAAUGCAAAUUAAGAUGCUUGGUGAAACAGCUGGAGAAAGGUGACAUUAAUGUGGUGGAUUUAAAAAAGAACAUUGAAUAUGCUGCAUCUGUGCUCGAGGCAGUUUAUAUUGAUGAAACCAGGAGGCUUCUGGACACUGAGGAUGAGCUCUCGGACAUCCAGUCGGAUUCGGUCCCGCUGGAAGUGCGAGACUGGUUGGCUUCCACAUUCACACGGGAAAUGGGAAUAGUGAAGAGGAGACCUGAAGAAAAGCCCAAAUUUCGAAGCAUUGUGCAUGCUGUACAGGCUGGGAUUUUUGUAGAAAGGAUGUACCGAAGAACUUCUAGCAUGGUUGGUUUGGCUUACCCAGCAGAAGUGAUUAUAACAUUUAAGGAUGUUGAUAAAUGGUCCUUUGAUGUAUUUGCCCUAAAUGAAGCAAGUGGAGAACACAGUCUGAAAUUUAUGAUGUAUGAGCUGUUUACCCGAUAUGACCUUUUGAACCGUUUCAAGAUCCCUGUUCCCAAUCUUAUUACAUUUGCCGAAACUCUUGAGGUUGGUUACAGCAAAUACAAAAAUCCAUAUCACAACUUAAUCCAUGCAGCUGAUGUUACUCAAACUGUGCAUUACAUAAUGAUUCAUACUGGUAUCAUGCACUGGCUCACAGAACUGGAAAUUUUAGCAAUGAUUUUUGCAGCUGCCAUCCAUGAUUAUGAACAUACGGGGACCACAAACAAUUUUCAUAUUCAGACAAGGUCAGAUGUUGCAAUAUUGUACAAUGAUCGGUCUGUUCUUGAAAACCAUCAUGUAAGUGCUGCUUAUAGACUAAUGCAAGAAGAAGAGAUGAACAUCCUGGCAAAUUUAACCAAAGAUGACUGGAGGGAGUUGCGUAGCUUGGUCAUUGAGAUGGUCUUGUCGACAGAUAUGUCGGGUCAUUUCCAACAAAUUAAAACGAUGCGACAUACUCUACAGCAGGCAGAGGGGGUAGACAAAGCCAAAGCCAUGUCUUUGAUUCUACAUGCAGCAGACAUAAGCCAUCCAGCAAAAUCCUGGGAACUGCACUACCGGUGGACCAUGGCCCUGAUGGAAGAAUUUUUUCGACAGGGAGACAAGGAGGCUGCUUUAGGUCUUCAGUUCUCCCCACUCUGUGACCGCAAAUCUACUUUGGUUGCUCAGUCCCAAAUAGGUUUCAUUGAUUUCAUAGUAGAACCAACAUUUUCUCUUCUUACGGACUCGAUGGAGAAAAUUGUUAUGCCUCUUAUAGAGGAAGCAACAAAAUCUGAAAGUCCUGCAUUUGGGACACACGGCCAGAAUAAUUUGGGAGCAGUAAGCAAUGUUGAUGCACAAAGACGACACAAUUUUAGAAGUACAGCAAGUGAUGGAGCGGCUCACACAGAAAAUUCCCUGGCAACUGUAGACCUAAGAAGCUUUAGGGACAACUUGAUGCAGAUAAUUCAAGCAAACAAAGAAAGAUGGAAGGAAUUAGCAGUCGAAGAAGAACUUGUGAAAAAUGUUGAUGAACAGGAAAAAGACCAGAGCAGAAAUUCCACAGAUGCACAGUUACAGGAAGAGGCAAGAAGCAGACAAAAUGAGAGUAGUCAGGGACGCGAUGAUACAGCCUGUCUUCCCAGACCUAUCGUCCUACAAGUAGUCACUUCCAACACUUCUCUGAGUGAUGAAUCCAACUCAGAAAAAUCCACUAACUCUGAUCCGAACCAGAAAGAUCUCACCGAUGCCCAGCAAGAAACACAGAAUACAGACCCACUGAAUGGUGAGCCUAAACACUGUAAGAAAACAGAAGAUAUGGUAAAAGCCACAGAACAGAAUCAAGCACUGGUACACAACUAGAUUUACUGCUUAUUAAAAGCUUCUGACAUUUCUGGCAGGACAGAAGAAAAAGAACACUGUUCCUACCUCCGUGCUCUCAGAGGCUGUUAUCUGUCAACUUAGAUGAUCUUGUUUCUGUGGAGAGUGAUUGGGCAAAGUGAUCAAAACUGUAAAACUUCAAACCCUGAGCUGGGAACUCAAGGCACCGAACAACUCUCAAGAUUUCAGUUGUAUCUGUUGUUGCUAUUUCCUUUGCUAUUCUGCUUUCUUAAGCUAGCCAAAAUACUUCUUCCAGCCAAAGUUGGACCUCGCUUUGUUGCAUCACUGGCAUCAGACAUUUCCAAUUAAUCAUGAGACAUGUGAAAACAUGUUAAAGAUCAUCUGCACUGGAUUGCUGUUACGUGUCACUGCCACUGGCAUCUAAUGGAAAUAGAAAGUCAAAAUAAGGUAUUGUCAUAGACACUUGUUCAUGCAACCAUGAUGUAUGCAACAUGGAAGUUCUACUUGUUAGUUUCCUUAAAAUAUCUGGAAAUUGAAAUAUGUGGACUGUGCAGGAAGUCAUAGAGUUGUAUUAUUGAGCCUGCAUGAAUGAUGACUCUUUCCCAUUGCAGUGUCUGCUAUACGGAGAGAAAUGGUGUUUAACAAAUCAGUAUUUGAAAUAUCUCUUUAAAAUUAAUUAAAUAUCACCCAGUAUUAUGAUUGAAACAUUCUCAGCUCUACAGUGUUUGUCAGAUGUCAGCACUGGUGUCAGCUCUACCAUGAAGCUGGUGCUUAUGGUUUCACAGGCAGAAGAGACUGCUACACAAAUACUCAAAAACUGCUGCCCUCCAGCAAAGCGUUGUGUUGCCUCUGGAAGGUGACACUGAGGCCUUAUAUAACGAGUUUGCUCAAAUGCAGAGUUGACAACGUGGAUCCAGCAAACUCCUCCCUAGCUUUGCUUCAUUCGAACACCAGAGCAUCCUUCUCUGAGAGGCGGCACAAGCGGAGCAUGCAGGCACUUACCUCUGAUGUCUCGGAAUGAGUCCUGCAGCCCAGCUCUGCCCGGAAGAGGCUCCACAUUCAUCUCUGCUCCCCCUGAGCUGCACGGGACCUCAUGCAGCCUGCACCCAACCUCACUUCCCUCUGCUGCGGCCAACCAGGAACCUUCCUCCCUCUCUUCGCGUUGUACUCUCCUGGUUAACUUGGGUCACUGCGUUCCCCAUUCCCGUUUUUGGACCCUGUAUUACCUCACUGACCAACAAGUCUGCAAUCAGCCAUGGUCCACUCGGAGGCAGACUUGUGGGGCAGCAUCGCUCCCUGCUGUGCAGAGCCCUGGGUGCUGCUCAUCUGCUGCUUCAGGGAUCUAACUAGUGCUCCCGCAUACCACACGCUCAGCCUGCAGAGGACGUGUUUUUGUCCUGGCCGAAGAAGGAGUAGUGAACCAGCCACACCAUACUGAGGGGCACAUACGUCUCUUUUCCUUUGACUGUCUCCUUUCCGACAGCAGAGUCAUUGAAGUUGAGCUGGGAACAAUAUGAGCUCUGAGCCCUGGGAUAAGGGCAUGCCAAAAGGUGGAAUUUCAGUCAUUGAAUAUGUAAGCCAUAUACACACUAUGCACAGUUAGAGUGCAUAGUUUUAACUUAAGAAAUGUUUGUGCAUAUAGGUUGUAAAAAGUGCAUUUAAAUUGUUUUGUGUAUCUGGUCCAGGGCUUGUAUUUGGCAUGGACAAAGUUCUGUACAGUGCAGCUGAAGAAUGAAAUGUUAACAAAUGAAAUUGUAUCAUAUAUGUUAUAAUGCAAUCGAUAUUUUUUGCUAAGAGUUAAGAAUUUAUAUAUUCUGGCAGUGUUUGAGCAAAUCCAUAGUAGCCUGGAUCACUCCAUGCACCUCUGCAUCCAUUAUGGGGAAUGUUGGACACAUUUUUUUUUGCUUUAUAAUGAAAUAUUUCUUAAUGUCGUCGCACCAAAAAAGAAACAUAUCAUUUAUAUCAGACUCUUUUUUUUUUUAAAGUGUAAAUUGCCAUAUGCUGUGGCAGUAGAAAACUUUCUUGUUUAAGAUCUGAUAUCUUUGGUCUUAUGCUUUUUCUUUCAAAACAUGGGAUCUUAUUUCAGAUAUGUUGAGCAUCUGCAGUUUCCACCAAAUUUAAAAAGUGCAAAAAUUGACAAAUAUGUUUUAAAAUUAGGCCAGCUACAUCUUUGUUCAUAACAGUGUGUUCAUCAACAUUGUGAUUUAUGAUUCAUUGGGAACAAAAAUUUGGAGCAAUCCAAAUUUAAAGUUUGUAUUGUACUUUCAAUUUCAGACUUCUACCAUUGUUGAACUUGACUUUUUCUUUCUGUAUCUCUGUCCUGUCGUGAUUGAUAUACUCUGCAAAAGUCUUCUCCUGGAAAUACAAGCAGAACUUACAGCAGAUUCUGCAAAGCUCUAGGAGCAUCCUGUGGGGCUUUUGGUGUCCUGUGGUCCUCCAGAAGGUAGGAGGAGCUCCUGAGCUCACAGGAGGCACUCAGUGCCUGCUCAGCUCCUUCGUUAAUACAGAAAUGUGAUUUGUGUAUAAAUAAUCCUACUUCUUCAUUUUUAUUCAGUUUUAAUCACUGUGGUAGGCAUUACAGAAAUAGAAGAGUCCUUAGUUUUCCUUUAAGGUCAGAUAACUCUCUUUCUUCCUUUAUUCUUAGCAAGGUUUUAUCCAGACAUGACCCAAAGCUUAGCGUGUUGUUUGGAUGAGGAGAAAUUUACUAUGGUGGAGAAGACCAUAAUAACCAACAUGUGUCAGUUCAGGCUUUGACCUUGUGUGGAAUUCACACUCAGAGGGCAGAGCGGCUUCUUGUUGGGGCCUCUCCCUAGCAGAUGUUUCUCUCCAAACCCCGCAAGGCUGCGCUACCAAAGCAUUGCAUGGGGCCAUAAGAACUCACUUGUGUUUGUAUCUGCAUCUCUCCCACAGCAUAAUGGGCAUGUACCCCUGCAUCGAGCACACUGAGGAGCUGUAGCUACAGAUUUGCCCUCAAAAAUUUUAUUUUGCAUUUUUAUCUUGAGAUAUCUGAUAAAUAUAUUACGUAAUAUUGUUAUGGUUUAUGAUCUAGCCAGUAUUUUUUUAUUUAAUUUUCAACAAGGCAAUCUACAACUGUGUGCUUAUAUUCUGCUGUAUUUGUCCGUAUUUCCUAUGAUGAUAUUCCUAAAUAAAUUUGAUUUGAGGGCAAGGAUUGUGAAGCUCCUGAGUGUUAGUUACAAAACUGCUUGACUGAAGCAUUUGCUUAUUUGCAUACAAUUGUCUCUGAAAAGUGGCAGAGUGCAGAUGGCUGUUCCCUUGCCCUUUGCCUGCCUGUCGCUCCAUGCUUUGUCCAUGACUGUGACACUUUCCUGCACCAACUCACUUGCAUCCUCAUGACACCCUUGACAACAAUUUCUCUCAGUGUGCUUUGCCUUUUUAACCUUUACUACUAAGUCAGCCCUCACAUGAAGGAAAUCGUAACCAAUAAAAAAGUAUUUUUUCCCAAAUCUUUUUACCAUGGGCUGGCACUGUUCAUGUCAGCACCAAUUCUUCAGAAUGGGUACAACUUUCAGAGGCAUCUCUAUGGCAUGGUGCAGACUUAAUCAGCAGAGUUCAGUGGAGCAGGGCCUCAUCCUACUACAACUGGAAAUCAGUGGAAAGAAUCCCAUUGACUUAGACUUGUAUUUCACUCUAACAAGGUGCAUGAUGGCAAUAAAUCAAGACAACUACAUCAUA
Messenger RNA from Numida meleagris (helmeted guineafowl), 6329 nucleotides. RefSeq names its product phosphodiesterase 1A (gene PDE1A). Gene Ontology annotation, biological process: signal transduction. The transcript has 17 exons. NCBI's taxonomy places the organism in Eukaryota, Metazoa, Chordata, Aves, Galliformes, Numididae. The record is from RefSeq and is a predicted model, not a curated record. Bases 549 to 2657 code for a protein of 702 amino acids. Gene Ontology annotation, molecular function: 3',5'-cyclic-nucleotide phosphodiesterase activity.